Molecule: messenger RNA, 1029 nt
Organism: Perkinsus marinus ATCC 50983
Lineage: Eukaryota; Perkinsozoa; Perkinsida; Perkinsidae
Product: Protein bfr-2, putative
Exons: 1
Coding region: 1-1029 (342 amino acids)
Cellular component (GO): nucleolus; nucleus
Source: RefSeq, a predicted model, not a curated record
AUGAGCGACGAUAGCGAGAUCGCCUCCAUAGCCAGCAUCACGAGUGACGAUGAUGAAGACCUCUUCGAUGCUGACGAGGGUCUUGGCUCUUUGGACAACCCAAUACCCGAGGACAUGGAGAGACAACUGUCGGACAUAAAGCUGGUCAGCACGGCCCAGGAGGUUCAGGACAUUGAAGGGCCCAAGCAGGCAGUGGCCGUGUUAGAUGCUUGGGAUAAGGCCCUCGCCACUCGGAUCAAGCUGCAGCCUCUACUCGCCGACUCGGCCAGGAUGCCCCCUGCGGCAUUCAAGGAGGAUCUGCCCAGUGAUACGGGGCUCGACGAUUCUGCUGUGGAUGACGUCACCCGUUGUAUGUUGAAAAUGCAGCUCGAUGCCGCUGAGAAGAUCCCGGAGCUGCAGGAGGUCGCCCGAAGUCUGGACCCGGCCAGCUUGGGGCGUGGUGAUGAGGACGAGUGGGAGAAGUUGAUGAAGCCCAUGAACGAUGCGGUGAACUCCUUUUGUUUAUCGGUAGCAGAGGAGUGGCAGGAGAAGGCGUCUCUGGGCGGGAAGGCGACGAAAUUUAAGGCAUUCGACAGAUCCCUCGGCCGCCAGUUAGAAAGUGCUGACCAAGCCUCGAGGUGCCACCCUCGAAAGGGACAUUAUGGGCGUAGAAUCGGUGCGCGAUGGACCGAGGAGAUUGAUGAGGACGAGCCCAACGCUGCUGAUCUUGAGGUCUAUGAUGACUCUGGCUUGUACGCUCUUAUGCUGAAGGACGUGGUCAGCUCGAGAGACAACAGCGGAGCGACGGGGAGGAAACUCGAGCGGGGUGUCCAACUGCAUAAGGGAGUUGUCGAUAGGAGAGCGUCGAAGGGCCGGAAGCUCCGUUACAAGCCCAUCGAGAAGUUGGCUCACUUCAUGGCCCCUCAGGAUUUGGAUGGGCCCCAUGUCGAUACUGGGAUCCCCUCUGAGGCCUGCGAGUACGACGACGAGACCGUUGAUCAGCUCAUCAAGGGCAUGUUCGGUGGCCACUGCCAGGUUACCAUCCAAUAA